Messenger RNA from Actinia tenebrosa (Australian red waratah sea anemone), 1147 nucleotides. RefSeq names its product glutathione peroxidase 1-like. The record is from RefSeq and is a predicted model, not a curated record. Gene Ontology annotation, biological process: response to oxidative stress. Gene Ontology annotation, molecular function: glutathione peroxidase activity. NCBI's taxonomy places the organism in Eukaryota, Metazoa, Cnidaria, Anthozoa, Actiniaria, Actiniidae.
UUAUUCGGAGAACAUUGAAUAUGUUAGUAUUUGCUUGUCCUUAUCAAUCUCGUUUAAGUGUAAAAUAGUCUUUCAAAAGAAAGGCGCCUGCUAGCGGUGAUGUUGAGAACAGUGUUCCAGUUGUCAUUAGUCUCCAGACCGGUAUCCAGGCUGAUCAAGUCUCAGAUCCGUUCCACAGCUAAGUAUUCAUCUGUACACGACUUUACGGUCCAGAACCUACAGGGGGAACCUGUUUCUUUGUCAAAAUACAAAGGAAAGGUUAUCCUGAUUGAGAAUGUUGCAUCUCUAUGAGGCACAACUGUCAGGGAUUACACCCAGAUGAAUGAGCUCAUGGACAAGUACAGUCAAAAAGGGCUCGUAAUUUUGGGUUUUCCCUGCAAUCAGUUUGGCCAUCAAGAGAACUGCAAAAAUGAUGAGAUUCUCAACUCACUAAAGUAUGUUCGUCCAGGAAAUGGCUUUGUUCCCAAAAUAGACAUCUUUAGUAAAAUGGAUGUCAAUGGUUCAACAGCAGACCCAUUGUUUGCCUAUCUGAAGACGGAACUGUCUCUACCACACCCAGAUGGUGCUGUAGGUACAUUAAUGGCCGACCAGAGAUAUGUGAUUUGGAACCCAGUUUGCCGCAAUGACAUCUCUUGGAAUUUUGAGAAGUUUUUGGUAGAUCGCAAUGGAAAGCCAUUUAAACGUUAUGCUCGUUCAUUUGAAACUAAGGAUAUAUCUCCUGACAUAGAGAAACUCCUAAACAAUUAGGCUAUUCUUUCUUUUUAUACUUUUUUCAAUUAUCUCAAUGUUUACCAAUUACUUUUUUACACAGUUUGAAUAAGUGAUAUCACCACUUACAGAGACAGCAUGAUAGCAUUUACUGAAAUUUUUAAAAGUACAUGCUUGAUGAACGUUUCUCUUGUAAUAUUUUCAAAAACUGGUUGUAAAUAGUUUUCAGUUUGGGAGACCUCUGGGUAAAGAGCUUGAUAACAUAGUAGUGGUUUGUGUUUAUGACAGCAAUCACAGAAAGCUUUUGGCAUUGUGAUUGCUUGAUGCUACAGCAACAACCAUUGCUGGUGCGACAACAAAAUUAGCUGCCAAACUGCAACUAGACUGAUGCUCAAGGUUGUGUUGAACAAAUAAAUUGCUCUUAAAGUAAUGUCUUCAA